Phaeodactylum tricornutum CCAP 1055/1 is the source of this 2854-nucleotide messenger RNA. RefSeq lists its product with no specific name. Lineage: Eukaryota; Bacillariophyta; Bacillariophyceae; Surirellales; Neidiaceae. The coding region runs from base 308 to 2854 and encodes 848 amino acids. The transcript has 2 exons. The record is from RefSeq and is a predicted model, not a curated record.
GACGACCUUCUUCGAACUAUUUCGUCGUACACAUCCAAACCGAACAGAAUUUCUCGCCCGCCAGCACGCGCUUGGUGUGCGUGGAUUCGUUCCGACGCGACGAAUCUUUGUGGGGGGGACAACGGAACUUGUGCACGCAUCCUUUGCACGACAUUCCCGUUGGCUAACGACUGUCCAAGACUCGGUUGGGCACAUCACAGUCAACUUCGACACGCACCAUACCAUUCUCGGGUUCGAGCGAUCCUAGAUUGCACGUGUCGACCAAACGGAAAAGCUGUACGAAGCGAGGAAGUGUAAGAUACGGAAAAUGGCAGCGGCACAAGAGCACCAACGAUCGCUUCACGAGGAUGAAGAAGGAACCGACGCUUCGGCGUGGAUGUUGAACGAUGCUAGUCGUUCACCCGACUGCGUCCUCUUUCAACCAACACCGUUGUUAAUUCCCAAACCGCAAUCACCGGGCGUUAACGAGAGUAGCGGAACGACUCAAUUAACGACUGCUGGUCUAGGAGUGGAAGUCAACGUUGCUGCCGUUGCCGCAUCCAACGAAACCUUGUCUCGUACGGUUCCGGUUCGCAACGAAACCCCGGUAGUUGACGAAUCAGCAUCCAGCCAACCCGAGACAAGACCAUUGAUAUCAAUACCGAACCAUGAUUCCCAUUUCGAGGAGACAGAGCAGCAACGAGGAGUACUGAAUUUGUUCGACCCCGAUCGGGUCACACCCUUGCGUGGACAGCACCAGCAUAUCGCCGAAGAGCAACUUGGGAGUCAACUGCAUCACUCGCGCAUGCCCUCCACGAUACAAGAAACCGAUUACGAAAUGGACGACGAAGUUACAAACACGGAUACGAAUGACAAAGCCCAUCCCUUGAUCUCGUUGUCCCCACGACGAUCAUCAUACUCGUCAUCUGAACUUACCAGUCUGCUUGACCGGCAGGAACACGUUGCCUACGCAGGGGAAACAAGCACAGCAGCAUACCGGCAGUCGCCACCGUCCAGUCCUCCCUCUUCCCCCGGAUUGAAGCGUUCUUCGUCGAGACGUGAUUAUUCACACGACGACGAUGGCAUGUUCGUCCCCGUUUACGCCACAACCAAAGCUUUUGGCCGGAUUUCCAAACAUGUCUUGUCCGCACAGCACGUCUCACCCUUUGCCGCCGCCACGUGGAUUGGUUUUUGGGCCCUCCUCCUCGUUACCUGCGCCAAUUACGUACUGACCCCGAUGCGGGACGCCAUUGCCCUCCAAAUUGGAGUCCAGCACAUGCCCAAACUCACCUUGGCGAGUACCGUCAUGGCCUUUUGCAGUUCCGUCCCCAUUGGCUGGCUUUUUGAAGCCCCCGAUCCGGGACGGCGACGUGUUUGGAAACGCAUGGGACUCACCCGCGGUGAAACGCAAGGAUCCAGUUUGGCACUCUUUUACCGAUGCUUUGCUAUUAUUCUGAUCUCCUACGCCGCCGGCUUUGCCCUGACGGAAUGGUUGCGACAGCACCACGAUACACCGUUGCACGACGCCGCCCAAUCGGUCCCGUCCUCGAUGAAGGAAUCGUUCCGAACCUGGUGGCCCGAAUUUUUCUUUCUGCAGCGCUCGCUGUGGUUGUACCUGGGGCAAGGCCUUUACAUUGCCUUUUUCCUCGUGGUGCAUCUCAUGAAACUGCAUUCGCUGAGUUUGGUUUGGGGUGUCACCACGGAAGCGAUGGAGUACGAGGAAGUCGCGCGCAAGAGAAACACCACAAUGGAAAGUAGCAAGACCAGAAUUCAACGAUUGGCUUUGGUGGGAUUCGGUGGUACCAUGGGUGGUAUUCUGGGAAGUGCCAUGGCAUCUUCCAUGGCUCGCCUUUUGAAGUUGCCCGGACUUUUGCUACUCGCGGCAUUCUUGUUGGAAAUUUCGGCCGAGUUGUCCAUCGAGCUGGGUCGGAUAAUGCAAAAACACUGGGAAGAACAGCAAUUGUUUCAAUCGACUAACGAUCUGGCUUCGCUCGAUGCGAGUAUGAAGCGCUCGUCUUCGUUGGGUUCAAUGAAACGUGUCGCCUCGGGCAAUUCGUUAAAUCGCGUCAAAUCGGCAUCAGAGUUGUCGAAAGCGAACGGGGGUUCCAGUACAACGUCGGAAACGAAAGAAGAGAAACCGCUGGUGAACGGAGAUACUUUUGUACAGAGACUGCUACGCGGCAUUACCACGAUUUUGCGCUCCCGCUUGCUGAUGGCCAUAUUUACGUACAAUGCCUUGUACGCGAGUACCACGGUAUUGUUAAGUUUCCAAAGGGCGGCUCUGGUGGCCAAUCGGAACGAUUCCACCACGACCGAAGCCGACACGGCCUUUUUGGCUAACGUGAACAUGGCAAGCUCCGUCGCCAUUUUUGCCCUGCAAGCCAGUGGUGUUGGCGCGUACAUGGCACAGGCCUGUGGCCCGCGCAAAACCCUAGCAUUGAUGCCCUUGAUUCGUCUGCUGGGCGUCCUGGCACUGGCAUGGUGGCACCACACCUCCAACGGUCAACCACCCAACUUGCUGGUCUUCCUCGUCGUUGACGAAUGCACGAAAAUUAUGAAUUUGGCCGUGGCCAAGCCAGUGCGCGAAUCAUUGUGGCAUGGUUUGUCCAACGAGGCCCGGUACGAAGCCAAACCGAUUGUUGAUACGCUGGCGAAUCGAUGGGGCGGUGGCAGUGCGGCCUUUUUGGUUUCCUUUAUCAACAAAAUGCUGGAUUUGCUCGGGGUCGAGCCAGACGGCGAAGGCGGUUGCAUGAUUUUUGGCUUUCCGCCCAUUCUGUUUCUCUGCAUGCUGAUCGCUACAUGGUGGACGGUUGUGAGUGCCGAUCUGGGAACAAUUCGACGACGAAUUGAUGCCGAACUUAAGAAACGGCAGUAG